Molecule: messenger RNA, 1232 nt
Organism: Odocoileus virginianus texanus
Lineage: Eukaryota; Metazoa; Chordata; Mammalia; Artiodactyla; Cervidae
Source: RefSeq, a predicted model, not a curated record
AUGGCCGUGAGGAGCUACCCCUCGCCCAAGGUCGGGGUAGCGACUGAGAGGACCAGGCUGCGGCAGUGCAGGAGCGGCCGAGAGGAGCUUCCCCACAUCCGAGGUCAGGAGUGGCAGCUGAGAGGAGCUUCCCUUCACCCGAGUAGCAGCAGAGAUUGUUACCAAGAAGCAUUGAGAGGAAAUGGGAAAGAUGAUAACAGUGAUAAACACUCUUGUGAACUUUGGGUUACUACUCAAGUACUGCAUUUUUGUAGAGAGUCCGACAUCACCAAGGAGCGAAUCCAGAAGAUCCUGGCAACUGGUGCCAACGUUAUCCUAACCACUGGUGGAAUUGACGACAUGUGUCUGAAGUAUUUUGUGGAGGCUGGUGCUAUGGCAGUUCGAAGAGUUUUAAAAAGGGACCUUAAACGCAUUGCUAAAGCUUCCGGAGCAAUUAUUCUGUCAACGCUGGCCAAUUUGGAAGGUGAAGAAACUUUUGAAGCUUCAAUGUUGGGACAAGCAGAAGAAGUGGUACAGGAGAGAAUUUGUGAUGAUGAACUGAUCUUGAUUAAAAACACUAAGGCUCGUACCUCUGCAUCGGUCAUCUUACGUGGAGCAAAUGACUUCAUGUGUGACGAGAUGGAACGCUCCUUACACGAUGCCCUUUGUGUGGUGAAGAGAGUUUUGGAGUCAAAGUCUGUGGUCCCAGGUGCGGGUGCUGUAGAGGCGGCACUUUCCAUUUACCUCGAGAACUACGCAACCAGCAUGGGCUCCCGAGAACAGCUUGCUAUCGCAGAGUUUGCAAGAUCUCUUCUUGUGAUUCCUAAUACUCUGGCAGUUAAUGCUGCCCAGGACUCCACAGAUCUGGUGGCAAAAUUAAGAGCUUUUCAUAAUGAGGCUCAGGUUAACCCAGAACCAAAAAAUCUAAAAUGGAUUGGUCUUGGCAAUGGUAAACCCCGUGACAACAAACAAGCAGGGGUGUUUGAACCAACCAUAGUUAAAGUUAAGAGCUUGAAAUUUGCAACUGAAGCUGCAAUUACCAUUCUUCGAAUUGAUGAUCUUAUUAAAUUACACCCAGAAAGCAAAGAUGAUAAGCAUGGAGGUUAUGAAGAUGCUGUUCACUCUGGAGCCCUUGAUGACUGAUCUGUUUUAUUUAUAACACUGUUAAAUGCAGCUUGCUUGUACCUCGAAUAUUACACAUUAAAGUGCAACAGGCUGCCAAAAAUAAAAAAAAAUAAAAAAAAUAAAUAAAA